Osmerus eperlanus (European smelt) is the source of this 3689-nucleotide messenger RNA. It is a transcript of the gene fgf4, whose product is annotated as fibroblast growth factor 4. NCBI's taxonomy places the organism in Eukaryota, Metazoa, Chordata, Actinopteri, Osmeriformes, Osmeridae. Gene Ontology annotation, molecular function: growth factor activity; fibroblast growth factor receptor binding. The coding region runs from base 145 to 843 and encodes 232 amino acids. Gene Ontology annotation, cellular component: cytoplasm. The record is from RefSeq and is a predicted model, not a curated record. Gene Ontology annotation, biological process: cell differentiation; fibroblast growth factor receptor signaling pathway; regulation of cell migration. The transcript has 4 exons.
GACGGCCAACACUUCUCAACUUAUCCUUGGACCCAAAACAAGUCAGGCGUGAGUGUGUACACUUUACAAAGGAAUGGACAGUACUACUAACCACGGAUCACUGUCUCUCCAAACUUAAAAUAAAACACGCAUCUUCGUCUUGGAAUGAGCUAUUGUAGCUGGUAUUUUUUAUUCUUUCGUUUUUUCUUCUUUGGAGUUCAACGUAAAGGCCGGCACAGGGGAGAUAUUUAUAGUUCCGUACAGUCCCUGAACAGACUGUGUGCUACCGUGUUGGUCAGGAUGGCCCUUCUACCAAUACUGGUUCUAGGGCUCAUGGCCAGUCUGGUGCGCGCUCCACCCUUCCCGGGAAGGCUGAACGGCACGUUGGAACGACACUGGGAGACCCUUUACUCGCGCUCUUUGGCUCGUAUCCCCGGAGAGAAGCGUGAGAUUAACCGGGACAGCGACUAUCUUAUGGGCAUUAAACGGCUACGUCGCCUUUACUGCAACGUGGGCAUUGGGUUUCAUAUUCAAGUGCUACCAGACGGGAGGAUAACUGGAGUGCACAACGAAAAUCGAUACAGUCUGCUCGAGAUAUCCCCGGUUGAGAGGGGAAUCGUGACUCUGUUCGGGGUCCGGGGCGGUCUGUUCGUGGCCAUGAACAGCAAAGGGAAGCUAUACGGAUCUGUUCAUUACAGCAACGAGUGCAAGUUUAAAGAGAAACUCUUGGCGAAUAAUUACAACGCCUAUGAGUCGGUGGCGUACCCGGGGAUGUACAUCGGACUGAGCAAGACCGGUAAAACAAAAAGAGGAAACCGAGUAUCACCGGCCAUGACGGUGACGCAUUUCUUGCCAAGAAUCUGAGCGACUCCGAAAUAGACUGAAGCUAAGCACGGAAGGGGCAAGAGGGGGACUCCAAACGAUGCACUUUUAAAAGGAGUUUUAUGCAAGAGAACUGACUAAGUGUAUCCUACUUUAAUUAGAAGUUUCAAGUUUGUAAAUAUCUGAUUAUUUAUAAGUUAACACAUUUUUGUACUUCGGGGGAAACACCCUCGCUUCAGGGGGUAAUGAAAGUGUUCCACUUUAAUUAGUUUUUCUUUUUUUAUGAUACGUUUGCUGCUAUUAAGUUACAAAAUAAGACAGUUUGUUUGAAGGAUCGGUUGCUUAUCUUCGCUCGAUGAUUAUCCAGCCCCGGGGCUUAAGUACCCCUUUAUUUUCUUAUCCCCUUUCUCUUAUUCGGAAAGAACUUUAAGUCCUAAUUUAAGGCCAAAAGUUCUAACAAAUGAGACCCACGUGUCAGGUCACUGGUGUUAGGAGGACCGGGAGUGAUGGUCCAAUGCCGGGGUCCUUUGUGCAGCGUGGGAGCCUAAUUGAAGCAGGAUCGUCUUACUGCUGGUUAGAGAGAGCUGAGCUGAAGACCCGCUGUCUGUUUAUAGCCCUGCCAGGGAGGCGAACUCUGAACUUUCCUGCCGUCAAUCUCAGUCAGACCUAUAGAGAGGCAUCCACCUUAGUUCAAACAAGCAGAGAAUCCGAGGGUUUAAACGAUGAGGCAUGCCUCUAACAUAAAAUACAGUCAUGAUUUUAAAACAGACAUGAAUACAUAGGGUAUGCAUACACAAUACAAUUCAUACACAAUAAAAAAAAUAGUCUAACACACAAUUUCUCAUACUAACAAAAAUGCUCUAAAACAAACACUAUAACACACAAAUGCUCCAUGCACUCACACACACGCACACUCACGGGCUUAGAUUCUAGAACAGUCCCUUCCAGGCAGCAUCCCAACACCAGGGAUCCUCAGUUGUUUGUCAGUUCAGUGUCAGAGCUGCCUAGACUAAGCCAUGACAUAAUAUCAUAGUAAAGACUCCCCUCCUCAUCUGUCAGUUUUUUUUGUCAGGUAUCUGUCGACUGCCUUCCUUGUCUGUUGGCCUGCCUGCCCAUUUGUCUGUCUCUGACUAUUGGUCUGUUGGCCUACAAACCUGUCUGUCUGUAUGUAUGUCUGUCUGUUUGACUGCCUUUCUUCCUCUACAGACAGACGCUAGUAGUCCCUGCAGCUACUUGGUCCUGCUUGCUCCUUGUCACGUUUAAGCUAUCUUUACCCUGUGAUAUACUUUUAGAAAGGAUAAGCAUGGGAGAAAUAUUUACAGACAGCUGUUAGAGUACACUCUAUGCUGGCCCAGUAACCCAAUAUAUUUUUCUUUAUAAAUUUUGUAAAUAUAACCCCUGGUGACUGCUGGCACUCAGAAAGGCUCCUUCUACUCUUAACUCAGAAGAACAGACCUGGGUGGACAUAUCGAUUCCAUUGAUACACCAGCAAGGUAUACUGAGGCAAGGUCUAGAGGACUGGGCCAUAAGGAAGAGCAUAGUGAAGACUGUCAGGUGUGGUGCAGUUGUCUGAACACUCCGUCUCUGUAUUCUGUCCCUCUUCUCUGUCAACAUUCCACAAAGCACUGCAGUUCUCAAUGUACAGUCACAUUCUGUAACCAACUGGACUAAAGGGCUCACUGGUCCAAAAACACUCAAUAUGACAGUACCAUCUUGUCCUUAUCCCAAAUAUAAGGAUCUCUCAGACAGAGCUGAGCAUGUUGAGAUGCUGCACAGCAGACUCCUAACUCCGCCCCAAUGCCUUACCAGACUCCUAACUCCGCCCCUUCAGCUUCUGAGUCUCCCAACCCUGCCCAUUUUACCUGCCAGUCGCCUUGCUCCACCCCUGUUCCUCAGCUGGGCUCAUUUGCAUAGCCAACAAAUCUGUUUACAGAAGCCUUAACAGCCACGGGCACACCUCCCUGAACUCACCACUGACCAGCCACCACCCUUCAAUACCUCCAGCUAUCCACCUCUUCAUCCUUCCAUCCAUCCACAUCUUUGUGCAUCCACCCUUCCACCACUCCAUCCCUCCUCUCCUCCCCUGUUCAUUUGCUUAUAAAACAUCACAGACACCAGCAAGUGAACUACAGGUUCAUGCAAGCACAUAUGCCUCCAUUUCAAACUGGGACACAUCUAAUUGAUACCCCUGCCUUAAAGUUGUUGGUACAAAGAGGGUGACAGUUUUCAGCCUUAAUUAUCUCGUUAGGGUUCUGUCACAUUGUAAAGAGAUGAGUAAAUGUCAAAAAUGAAAAUGUUAAACAUUUAAAGCCAAACAAAAGAACAUCAUUUUAUACAGUACAUACAAUGGCUUUUGCAAGGCCAUAUUACAUUGACACAUUAGUGCUGUGAAGUUUAGGCUGUUGGCUGAUCAUGGGGAAGCCCGUCAGAUAUGAUGAUUGAUAUUUCACUUUCAUCAACAUUGCUGUAAGUAGGUCAUCAUGACAACAGGAGUGACUUCUUCUGCUGUUGGUCUGUCUCUAUUAGGGUUAGGGUCAACAACAUUUUUAUUCAGUCAAUUCCAAAAGUGAGUUUAACUUGCAGCAUAAACCUCCUCUUAUAAUUUGUUCCCAAAAGCAAUGGAGAUAAUGUGCUUAACUCUGAUUGUGGAGUUUAUACUUCAGUCAACCAUUCAGAACUGUAUCAAGACCCUGGACUUUAUCUGGGGUCUGAAUUCCAAACGUCCUCCUGUCUGAAUCAUAUGGUCCUGAUGUUUCUUAUUUUGUCUAUUUAGCAGAACCUCUGUAGUUUUAUACAGGCCCUGUUGAACUAUGUGUAUGUGCUGUGCACAUAAGACCUAAAUUAUGGCAGUUAAUAAAACUCUGAUGCAACAAAAAUAAAAAUUUCCC